Molecule: messenger RNA, 1656 nt
Organism: Linum tenue
Lineage: Eukaryota; Viridiplantae; Streptophyta; Magnoliopsida; Malpighiales; Linaceae
Source: the annotation of a GenBank genome assembly
CCCUUCAUUUCCUCCACUCCAUCCAUCCUAUCCCUCUCAUUUCCCAUCCUCCCCGCCUUCUCCCUUCCCACCAUGGACCCCCAGCUCCUACUCGACUGCUUCCCUCACACCACCACCAUCACCCACCGCUACACUGCCGCCGCCGCCGCCGACAACAACAACUACAACCCUAACUACACCACCACCACCACCACCGCCGCCGCUUCGCAGCAGCUCCUCCCACCAGGCUUCCGCUUCCACCCGACCGACGAGGAGCUCAUCACCUACUACCUCCUGAAAAAGGUGAUGGACUCCACCUUCUCCGGCCGCGCCAUCGCCGAGGUCGACCUCAACAAGUGCGAGCCGUGGCACCUCCCGGAGAAGGCCAAGAUGGGUGAAAAGGAGUGGUACUUCUUCAGCCUCCGCGACCGCAAGUACCCCACCGGCCUCCGCACCAACCGCGCCACCGAGGCCGGCUACUGGAAGGCCACGGGGAAAGACAGGGAGAUCUACAGCACCAAAACCUCCGCCCUCGUCGGCAUGAAGAAGACGCUCGUUUUCUACCGCGGUAGAGCUCCCAAGGGGGAGAAGAGCAACUGGGUUAUGCACGAGUACCGCCUCGACGGCAAGUUCGCCUACCACUACCUCUCCCGCUCCUCCAAGGUCGACGAGUGGGUGAUCUCCCGAGUGUUUCAGAAGUCCGGCGUGGGUGCUGGCGGGAACGGCUGCACGGCGAGCAACAACAACAGCGCCGCCGCCUCCUCCGCCAAGAAGCCGCGCUCCAGCGCCGCGGCGAUGAGCAGCGGCAGCAGCGCUUACCAGGAGGUGAGCUCGCCGCCCUCCGCCGUCUCGCACCUCCCUGCUCUCCUCGACCCCACCACCGCCGACAGCUACUCCUACGGCGGUGGGCGCCACCACCAGCAGCAGCACGUGUCCUGUUUCUCCACUGGUACCAAUAGUACUACAACCACCGUUGCGGCGGCCGCCGCAUCCGAUCACCACCACCACCAACAGAUGAUGACGACGAUGUUCAACAACAACGGGCUGAUGAUGGCGCCUGAUCAUCAUCAUCAUCAUCACUACCAGAGGAACGUUCUCUCCUCGACUACUUCGGCUUUCCCCAGCCUGAGAUCUCUGCAGGAGAAUCUGAACCUCCCGCUCCCUCACCACCUCUUCUUCCCUCCUCCGGCCACCUCUGCCGCGGCUGUCGUCCCACCGCCGUCGUUUGGUGGCGGUGGGAUGAUGAGCUGGAUGGAGGAAGGGAAGGUCGCCACCGCCUCGGAGCUUGAUUGCAUGUGGACCUACUGAUCCUCAUCAUCAUCAUCAUUAAACAAUAUUAGCUAUUCUAAUAAAUAAAAGCGUUUUGUCUGUUUGAUGAUGAUUAGGGUUUCGUAGGGUUUAUGUAGUAGUAGCCUAGUAGACAGUGUAGCUGUGGAGGCUAGGGUUUGUGAAAAGUAGUGAACGUGUUGAAUAAUUCCAUCCAUGGGAUUUAUUAAUUUGAAGAGUAGUGGUGGUUGCUACAGAUGGAUGGGAUUGGGUGGGGGAAGGGUGUUGUCUCGUCUCUCAUGUCUUCCUCCUAUGUAAUGUUUGAUGUAAUGGGAAUGGGUGGUGGUGUUUGUAAUUUCCAUGAAUUGUCUUGUCGUUUGAUUUCCUUGGACUUUGUUUUUCUUUCCUUUA